AUGUCUGUCUGUGAGGAUAUACUUCUUUGCAAUUACCGCAAGUGCCGAGUCAAGCUUUCAGGCUAUGCAUGGGUCACAGCCUGCUCACAUAUUUUCUGUGACCAACAUGGCAGUGGAGAGUUUAGCCGUUCACCAGCGGUCUGCCCUGCUUGUACCAGUGCCCUCUCUGGCAAAUUGGAUAUUGUUAGAACAGAACUCAAUCCUUCUGAGGAAUAUAAGGCCAUGGUCCUAUCUGGACUGAGGCCAGAGAUUAUUCUAGACAUCAGUUCCAGGGCUUUGGCUUUUUGGACAUAUCAGGUUCACCAAGAGCGCUUGUACCAAGAAUAUACCUAUAGCAAGGCAGAGGGCCACCUGAAACAGAUGGAGAAAGUCUACACUCAGCAACUCCAGAGCAAAGAUAUGGAGCUGACAUCCAUGAAAAGUGAGGUCUCCUCCCUAAAGAAAGUACUGGAGGAAUAUAAAAAGAAAUUCACCGAGCUUUCGGAGAAACUCAUGGAGCGCAACCGGCAAUAUCAGAAACUGCAGGGCCUGUAUGAUAGCUUGCGCUUACGAAACAUUGCUGUGGCCAGCCAUGAGGCAGGCCAAGAGCCUCCUAUGAUGCCUCAGCCUGCUGUCUUUGGUUUCCCUUUGGGUAAUGCUGCCAGGCUCUCUGGGAAAACAACACCUAUCCAGGGCCGGCAUGGUGAGGGGGACUUCCAUUUCAAACCCUUCUUUGCCUCCUCUCCACCACUGGACGAGCCUGGCAACAGCUUCUUUUCCUUUGCCUCUCCUGCCAAUGAUUUGGAACAGCACACAGGAGGCAACAGGGCCUAUACAAUUAAGAGAAUGUAAACUGUAAUUUAUGUUGAUACUUUAGGCCUUUUUGAAAAUCCAGAUUAGGCAUGAAGCUUUGCUGCGCUGGACAGAAAUGCUUGUUGCAGAGCUGAGGUUUUCAAAAGAACCCACAGGCUAGAACUCAUUGAAGUCCUGUGGGUGUUAAAUUUCCUGAAAAUCCCAGACUUUGCAAACCUUAAAAGGGGGGUGGGGAAGCCUACAGUUGGGACUAAGAGUAAAUGCUCCAGUUACAACCAGUUCCUUUCGAAGUCAUUUUCUCUCUCAACAAGAGAGUUUUUGCUGUUGUUAACGGUUACUAUACCUACCCACUUGAGAUUAUUACAUAUGUUACCAUUGUUCUGUCACACAGCAACACCCCCUUCAUACAUGUUGUUAUGGCUCUGGCUGUGACAUUAACAAACUUGUACAUAGUUACCUGGGAGAUAAGGUCUGAGAUGUAUAGGACUGGAAUUCAAAUGCUUGUUAUCUUGUUUUAACUGUAAUGUGUUGUAAUACUCUCUCCUUCUGAUGAUCACUCUGAACUAUCACAUCCAUGUUGUAAUGAUAUUUUCCUCCAAUUAUGUGCAUAAACAUGUUUA
This is a messenger RNA of Rhineura floridana, 1412 nucleotides long. RefSeq names its product cyclin B1 interacting protein 1 (gene CCNB1IP1). Lineage: Eukaryota; Metazoa; Chordata; Lepidosauria; Squamata; Rhineuridae. The record is from RefSeq and is a predicted model, not a curated record. The coding region runs from base 1 to 831 and encodes 276 amino acids. The transcript has 3 exons. Gene Ontology annotation, biological process: reciprocal meiotic recombination. Gene Ontology annotation, molecular function: ubiquitin protein ligase activity. Gene Ontology annotation, cellular component: synaptonemal complex.